AAGAAAGAGCAAAAAGAGGGAGUUUUCACGUGCUCAGUUGCCCCGCGCAAGGCUUGAAACGAGUGCUAAAGAACCCGGUUGAUGAAGCAGCCCGCAUAUGUAAGCUGAAGCAAGGAUCUUACUAGGUACAAACGGGCUUCUCAAAUUAGCCUCCAUUCAUUUCCUGUUUACAACGUCACAGAGAGAAGGCUGAAAAAAAAGUCUCACAAGGCUGCCAUAAUCCUACCUUACGUCCAUUUAACUACCAAUUGACAACAAAUAGUGGUACGAUUCAUAUAGGGGGAUAAUAUAAAUUUACCGCUACUUACAAUCCAGCACGUGUCUUCCCAUCUUAAUCCUACAAAACCGCGUUUCUUCGAUCCAAGAUGGCCUCGCCACCAAGCAAUGCUCCAAUUAGCACAACGAGACUCAAGCAGAUAGCGAUGGAUGCUUGCCAAAGCGCCAUCGGCGGUGCGGAGUUCUACGAGCAUUCGAAGGUUGAGGGUUGGAACGGGACCAUAAUUAAUUCAAUCCUCAGGGCGGUCAUAUCCGAAUCAACGCCUUCGAGCUCCCAAACCCCGGCUCAUAAAUAUGUGGUCAACAGCACCAUCGUCCAACAUCUCGUCCCGACCUCGGCCCUGAACAAGCCCAAAGGCGGAAGCGAAGCAAAGGCCGACGGCCCGCUUAUUAGUACGAGCGACGGCGGUAACGCAACUGCCACGGACGGCAAACCGCACGUUGGUCGACGAGGCAUGCACUCGGCAACGCAGGCAUUCUGGAACGAGAAAACAGAUGGCAUGUGGAGUUUCAAAUACGACGGCGGAGAGGGCAAGGGCAUGGACGUCGUCAUCAGCAUCAUCUGGAUCGGCAUAUAAGAAUUUGCCUAUCGACUGGAUCUACGAAUGCGGCCCUUGUAAAAACAUAUUCGUUGCGGUAUAUUACCAAUGCGAUGGUAAUCACGACGACGAGUUGCUUAGCCUACCUCUACUAAAUACCUAUGUUCAACGCCUAUGUCGUUGCAGCACAUGACGCCGAUACCUACACUUUGUUAUCACUCCCUUCGAUGAGGCACGUUUCUCAGUGGUACGAAUAAUAUGGAGGUUGAGGUUGUCUACGUCUGUGCCUCAUUUCGAUCACAAACCUAGCAAUUCGAUAAGUAUACCAUAGUUAAUUCAUAUUGUGCUAUCUCAAAGGUCUAUGAGCUCCAUCUCCUUUACUUAAAAAGAAUACAAAAGUCGGGUUAACAGGGAAAGGCUUGAAUGGAGACUGUUCAUGCUGUAUUUGCUUAUACUUUUUAGAUUAUUUGCUUUAAAUCUAGUUGGUUAUAGAGAUGAGGCUCGACAGAUAUCAAUAUGCUUGCGUCUAGCCAUGUAAGACGAUUAUUGAUGUGAGUAACAGAUUAUUUUUUAAUUAUAGUCGAGGAGUCGACUUAAUCCAAAGGUUUUUAGUAUGUCUUGUUGGAAGAAACCAUAGGUACCUAGUCAUUGUAAUAGAAACGCCCCUGUGCGUGAGAUAAAAUCA
This is a messenger RNA of Annulohypoxylon truncatum, 1500 nucleotides long. Its product is annotated as Tctex-1. Gene Ontology annotation, cellular component: cytoplasmic dynein complex; cytoplasm. Bases 366 to 854 code for a protein of 162 amino acids. Gene Ontology annotation, molecular function: dynein intermediate chain binding. NCBI's taxonomy places the organism in Eukaryota, Fungi, Ascomycota, Sordariomycetes, Xylariales, Hypoxylaceae. Gene Ontology annotation, biological process: microtubule-based movement. The transcript has 5 exons. The record is from RefSeq and is a predicted model, not a curated record.